Boleophthalmus pectinirostris (great blue-spotted mudskipper) is the source of this 2446-nucleotide messenger RNA. RefSeq names its product NCK adaptor protein 2a (gene nck2a). The transcript has 3 exons. NCBI's taxonomy places the organism in Eukaryota, Metazoa, Chordata, Actinopteri, Gobiiformes, Gobiidae. The record is from RefSeq and is a predicted model, not a curated record. Gene Ontology annotation, molecular function: protein binding. Gene Ontology annotation, biological process: positive regulation of translation in response to endoplasmic reticulum stress; negative regulation of PERK-mediated unfolded protein response; positive regulation of endoplasmic reticulum stress-induced intrinsic apoptotic signaling pathway.
AUGUUUGAAGAUGUGGACGAGUGUUUGAACUCCUCUGCGCCCUCUUCAGUGUCCCAGUGGGGAGUAUACGAGGCUCGCAAUGUCUGAAGGCAUUUGUUUUGUUCUGUAGGUUUGGGGAAAACAAAAAGGAAGACCAGUGCUAGAGACACUUCUCCAACGCCGAGCUCUGAUGCCGAGUAUCCCUCAAAUGGCAGUGGUGGAGGGGGCGGAGCCGCUGAGAGAAUCUAUGAUCUCAACAUCCCCGCCAUAGUCAAGUUUGCCUACACUGCAGAGCGUGAUGACGAGCUGACCCUGGUCAAGGGCUCCCGUGUGGUGGUGAUGGAGAAGUGCAGUGAUGGCUGGUGGAGGGGCAGCCAGGGCGGCCGUGUGGGCUGGUUUCCUUCUAACUAUGUCCAAGAGGAGUCGGGGGGAGCUGAGGACGGAGGGGAGGGGGACACCUCUCGGGGAUACCUCAGCUCUCAAGGGACAUUAUUGGCCAACGGGCGAGCAGGAGGUCGUGUUCUGCACCUAGUCCAAACACUCUACCCCUUCAGCUCUGUGACAGAGGAGGAGCUGAACUUUGAGAAAGGAGAAGUGAUGGAGGUGGUGGAGAAGCCGGAGAACGACCCUGAGUGGUGGAGGUGUAAGAACUCACGAGGGCUGGUGGGGCUAGUGCCUAAGAACUAUGUGAUGGUGCUGGAAGAGCGGCCUGCGCUCUCCUCCUCCACCUCGGGCUCCCCCAACCGCCACAUAGCCCCGGCACGCUCAGGGAAGUUUGCCGGGAGGGACUGGUACUAUGGGGCUGUCACCAGGCACCAGGCAGAGUGCAUCCUCAAUGAGAGGGGGGAGGAGGGAGACUUCCUCAUACGGGACAGUGAGUCAUCGCCUAGUGAUUUCUCCAUCUCCCUGAAAGCGGCUGGCAAGAACAAGCACUUCAAAGUGCAGCAAUCUGAAGGGGUGUAUUGUAUUGGCCAGCGCAGGUUCAACUCUAUGGACGAACUAGUAGAGCAUUACAAGAAAGCCCCCAUUUUCACCAGUGAACAUGGGGAGAAGCUGUACCUGGUGAAAGCGCUGCUGUGAUAAACCCCUCCUUUGUCUACACUGGAUCUGACACAAUUCUUAAGUCACUCCCGUCUUAACAAGCCUUAGCCUUGGACCCUGCUUCAGUGAAGGGGAACGUGUCCUCUCCUAGGUUUUGUUUUUCACACACAAAUUGUAUCUAGUGCCCUCCAGUGGAGACUCACAGAAUCUGUGCUUGGUCCAUAAAGUCCAUGGAAAUCAAGCACUGUGUGAACUUGCAGCCACAUCCCUGCACUAAUUUGCCUCUUUUUUGGGGGUGGUGACUAGAUCCACUACAAUAGACGCCUACAGGGCCUUGUGGGAGUGGCGCUUUCAUGAUGUCAUACAUAAUGUCCAUCUUCUACAGCACACAUUUAAGUUACACCAUUGCUCUUAAUCCACUCAGCAGGACGGGGACACUUUAAGAGGACAUAGCCUCUUUGGACCUUACCCUGAUGUCUCUUGUCCUGUUUCAGCCAUGUUUUAUUUUUUUUGUUUUUAAAAGAUACUAAAAUACCCUUUUCUGAGCUGUAGAUUUUUCAGAUCUCUAUAGAGUGAAUAAUCACAAAUGAUUUCACAAAGUGACCAGUUACUCUUGCCUUUACCUCCUGUUUUUUCAUUGAUCAUCUACAUGAUUUCUCUACUUUUAUGCCAUCAAAGCCCGUCUUGUCUAUCUUUUCACAAUCUAGGAUUGUGAUGGCAGUUUCCCUGUUCUAUUUGGAGAACUGUUGCAAUAGAGGAGAUAUUAGUAGAGUUUGAAUGUUUUAGUGUAACCAAAUGUGCCACUUUGUACCCAUACUGCUGGCUUCAGGUCGGCACUGCACCCAUUAAAGUUCCAUUUAUUUUCAUGCUCUUUACAAUGGAUCACAAUCAGUACGUCCCAGUAUAUGUCUGUGAACACACCAGGACUGAUGAAUGAUUCAAACACACUUACAUUAUAGCCCCUACAGAUCAAUAGAAACUUUUUUGUGUUUUUGUGAUAAUAUGAGGAGCCUUUAUGGGACAUGUGAUUCAGACACUAAAAUAUAACAUUAAAAAUUAAAUGUUUGCCCUACUUUACAUCAUUACCCGUACAAAAAUCUGGAUGCUGAACAAUUAUUUAUUAUGGCAAGCUGGCUUUCACUGUUAAUAACCAAAUACACUGUCACAUGGGUUGUAGUAAUAAAAAACCUACCAAACAUCUGAUUCUGUUAGUACAUGUGUUUACCAAUGGAAGUGUUGAUGGUGGUCUCAGCUUUUAUAUAUCUGAAUGUUAUUGAGCAUUGUUAUUUAAUUCUUGUCUCCACUGUAUGUAUAUAAUCAAAGGUGCAUAUAUGAGAUGAUGAGAUCCAACAAUGGUACUGUACCACCGACAAUGAUGAGAAUUUAAAUACAUUUGUUCAAUAAAAUUUUUGAAGAAUACCAAGAA